Molecule: messenger RNA, 1790 nt
Organism: Musa acuminata subsp. malaccensis (wild Malaysian banana)
Lineage: Eukaryota; Viridiplantae; Streptophyta; Magnoliopsida; Zingiberales; Musaceae
Product: protein FLX-like 2
Source: RefSeq, a predicted model, not a curated record
GCAACCACGCUCACCGCCGUGCCCGCACCCCGAAUCGCAGAGCUAAUAACGCCACUUGAUGCAGAUUUCCCAAACCCUACUCUGCUCGGUCUCCGGCGCGCGAGCCGCCGCCUCCGACGAACCAUAACGCUUCUUACUACGUCCACGAGAUAGCUGUUGGUCAAUAUGGGUAGCAAAGGUCGAAUACCACCACCACAUCUGCGGCGGCCUCAUCCUGGUCCUGGCUUGUUGCACCCAGAUGUAUUUGGUCCAGGCAUCCAUCCUCCGCCUGGUGCAUUUCCUUUUGACAUGCUGCCACCUCCAGAGAUUAUGGAGCAGAAGCUUGAUGCACAACAUGUGGAAAUGCAAAGACUUGCAAUGGAGAACCAAAGAUUCAUGGCUACCCAUUCUUCUUUAAGGCAUGAAUUAGCUGCUGCCCAGCAGGAGUUGCAGAGAUUGCAGACCCACAUGGGUGUUAUGCAAGCUGAGCAAGAGCAACAGCUAAGGAUGCUCAUGGAUAAGAUCACAAAGAUGGAAGCUGAUUUGAAAACUUCUGAGCCUGUUAAAGCAGAGUUGCAACAGGCACAUGCAGAAGCUCAAAGCUUGGUUGCUGCAAGACAGGAACUAAUCUCCAAGGUGCAACAGCUGACGCACGAUCUGCAGAGAAGCCAUGGUGAUGUCCAGCAAAUCCCAGCUUUGAUGUCUGAACUUGAGGCUCUUAGACAAGAUUAUCAACAUUGCAGGGCUACAUAUGAUUAUGAGAGGAAACUGCGCAUUGAUCAUUAUGAGUCUCUACAAGUAAUGGAGAAAAACUAUGUCUCAAUGGUGAGGGAGGUAGAAAAGCUACGUGCCGAAUUGACAAAUGCUACUAACCUUGACAGAAGUGGUGGGCAAUUUGGAACAAAUUCUGCUACUCACAAGGAAAAUGAUGCAUCUGGACAUCAGCCUAUAGGACAAAAUGCUUAUGAAGAUGGUUAUGGAGCUCCUCAGGGACAUGGUCCUGGCAGUACAGUUCCUUAUGGUGGUGUCGUUGGUUCUGCCUCAGCACAUACCGCCCAGAGAGGCCCUGAAUAUGAUCCUUCUAGAGGUCCGAGUUAUGAUGCUUCAAGAGCUGCAGCCUAUGAUACUGCUCGAGGUGACAGCUACGAGGGACACAGGGGCACCGGUUACGAGGCCUUUACAGCUUCUAGAUAUGAUGCUUCUAAAGGAGCAGGUGUGGUUCCGGGAGCAGUUGUCGCAGGAAAUCCUCCCUAUGGGUCAGCACAUGCGCCACCAUCUUAUGGAGUUCCACCUGCCUACGGUUCAACACAACAAGUAACAUAUGGCUCCGGGCAGACACCGACAGCCUAUGGUUCAUCACAAGGGUCCAGGCAGACUCCAGCAGCCUAUAGUUCGACACAACAAGCAACGUAUGGAUCUGGGCAGACACCAACUCGUGCCGGAGGUGGCUAUGAAGCACCUCGUGGUGGAAACACCCUUCGUAGAUAAAAUGGAAAUGGUCCUAGAGAGGGUUCUCUCAAUGUCAGACAUCUCUGCGAUUCCUAUUUGGGACCUGACUUCAUCGACGUAAAGCUUCUAUAAUGGGGCUGGCAGUGAAUCCGAAGACAUGAAUACAUGCAUUGGCUGUUCAUUUCUAAGUUCAUGAUCUUCAUGCCCACCUUGCUAUUAGAACUCAAAUGCUUCUCAUUUUUAAUGUGUGGUUGCUUGGAUACAUUCAUGAAUUCUCUGCUUUUCACCAUGUAACUUAAUGAGGAGGAGAAAGUGCCUUGGUCAGUUAACCAAAGCCCAUUGCUGAGAUCUUCUUUGAGUUC